This is a messenger RNA of Vitis vinifera (wine grape), 1526 nucleotides long. Its product is annotated as probable magnesium transporter NIPA9. Gene Ontology annotation, cellular component: membrane. The coding region runs from base 93 to 1136 and encodes 347 amino acids. Lineage: Eukaryota; Viridiplantae; Streptophyta; Magnoliopsida; Vitales; Vitaceae. The transcript is spliced from 9 exons. The record is from RefSeq and is a predicted model, not a curated record. Gene Ontology annotation, biological process: magnesium ion transport. Gene Ontology annotation, molecular function: magnesium ion transmembrane transporter activity.
UCAAAACCUCCGCGAAACGUCAUUUUAUAUACAGAGAUACAACAAAUUCUAGAGAGAAAGGUGGGAUUCUAGAGAGAGAAAGGCAGGGAGCGAUGUGGGAAUCGAUCUGCCUAACGUUAGCUGCCACCGCUGGCAACAAUAUCGGCAAAGUCCUUCAGAAAAAGGGCACCGUGAUUCUUCCACCGCUCUCCUUCAAGCUCAAGGUGAUUAGAGCUUAUGCUUUCAAUAAAACUUGGAUUGUAGGUUUUUUGAUGGAUAUAAUUGGAGCUCUAUUGAUGUUAAAAGCUUUGUCUCAAGCCCCUGUAUCUGUAAUCCAACCUGUUUCUGGCUCUGGUCUUGCUAUUCUUUCUAUCUUUUCCCAUUUUUAUCUAAAGGAGAUCAUGAAUCCUAUUGACUGGAUGGGGAUUGCUAUGGCAGGGAUUGGCACCAUAGGAGUUGGAACUGGAGGGGAGGAGCAAAAGGCUUAUUUGAUAUCAAUUUUCCACUUGCCUUGGCUAGCAUUCAGUGUUGCCAUCUUGUUUGUACUUCUUAAUGGAUGGCUUCGUAUCUACAGGCGUCAACGAAAAGUACAGGAGAUGAUGCAAUCUGAAGUUGUUGAGGAAAUCAUAUACGGCUUGGAAUCUGGCAUUUUGUUUGGGAUGGCUUCCGUCAUAUCAAAGAUGGGAUUUGUAUUCUUGGAGCAAGGCUUUUCCAAGAUUCUGGUUCCCAUAUGCAUUUCGAUCAGCAUAUGCUGUAGUGCCACAGGAUUUAUUUACCAGACGAGAGGCUUGAAGGAUGGGAGGGCAAUUGUAGUGUCCACAUGUGCUGCUGUGGCAUCAAUCUUGACUGGUGUACUUGCUGGGAUGCUUGCUCUGGGAGAACAACUUCCUUCAGCUCCAGAUGCUCGUCUUUCGCUUUUAUUUGGAUGGCUGCUUAUCAUUAUAGGAGUGAUCCUACUAGUAAGUUCGACAUGGCUAGUAAGACACCUUCCACGACCAUUACGACAUUAUGUUCAAAGUGGUGUUGAGAGGAAUUUUGGCGUCAAGCAAUCUGGAUCACGUUCUGGAACACGUGUUAGGGAUUCAAGUCCAAGUGCAGUUAUCCAGGCAAGCACAUUGCAUCAUUUGAUAACGUCUCCUGCUAAAGCGAAGGCUUGAACUGAAACUAUUGAGAAGAGUGUUGCAUUUGCUUAGACAUUGAGUCCUGAUUGCAUGUAUAUCGUGACGGCUAGCUGGUCUUGUUGAUGAUGGUGGUGUGUACAGUAGUGCACCUGCUUACAGGUUGAUCGAAGGGCAUGAAGUUUUUGAGAUCAUUCCUUCAAUGAUACAUUUUUUACACCCUGGAUUGCAGUAUCUCUAUGUUCCAAGUGUGUUAUUGGCACUUUCAUUCCAUUCUAUAAUUUUUCCCACUUAAAUUUGUUAUGGAACCUUUCAUGAAAGUUUUUGCAUGUUAUACCUAGACCCAGUUGAUUUGUUUCACUUAAUGCCAUUCAGGCUGAAUGGGUCGGUUAUUAUACUUAGAAUAAAUAUUCUUUAUUUUGUAAGAAA